GGCGGGACCAGCCGCCGCCGUCUCCGUCUCGCCACCACGGCCCCCACACACCCCGCAGUCACCGCGGGAGGAGCGGAAGCCGCCGGCCUCGCCCGUCCAGAGCCGAGCCGUCCCGAGCACUGACGAGCGCCCGCCGCCUCUCUCCGGCCCGACCCCUCCCGAUCGUGCGGUUCGCCCCAGCCCCGGCCCGAGCGCGCCCACCUGAGGCCGCGCGCCCACCUGAGCGAGCACCAUGGCGGAGCAAGAGAGCCUGGAAUUCGGCAAGGCGGACUUCGUGCUGAUGGACACCGUCUCCAUGCCCGAGUUCAUGGCCAACCUUAGGCUCAGAUUUGAGAAAGGACGCAUCUACACAUUCAUUGGAGAAGUGAUCGUUUCUGUGAACCCCUACAAGGCGCUGAACAUCUAUGGGAGGGACACAAUUGAGCAGUAUAAAGGUCGUGAGCUGUAUGAGAGACCUCCUCAUCUUUUUGCUAUUGCUGAUGCUGCUUACAAGGCUAUGAAGAGGCGAUCAAAAGACACCUGUAUUAUGAUAUCAGGGGAAAGUGGAGCCGGUAAAACAGAAGCCAGUAAGUACAUCAUGCAGUAUAUAGCUGCCAUCACCAACCCCAGCCAGAGGGCAGAGAUAGAAAGAGUGAAGAAUAUGUUGCUGAAGUCAAACUGUGUUUUGGAAGCUUUUGGAAAUGCCAAAACCAACCGUAAUGACAAUUCAAGCAGGUUUGGGAAAUACAUGGAUAUCAACUUUGACUUCAAGGGAGACCCCAUUGGGGGGCAUAUCAAUAACUACUUGCUGGAAAAGUCUCGUGUGAUUGUGCAACAGCCAGGAGAACGCAGCUUCCAUUCUUUCUAUCAGCUGCUCCAGGGAGGUUCUGAGCAGAUGCUGCACUCUCUACACCUGCAGAAAUCCCUUUCAUCCUACAACUACAUCCGCGUGGGGGCACAGCUGAAGUCCUCCAUCAAUGAUGCUGCAGAGUUCAAAGUCGUAGCCGAUGCCAUGAAAGUAAUUGGAUUCAAACCUGAGGAGAUUCAAACAGUGUAUAAAAUUCUGGCUGCUAUUCUUCACUUGGGAAAUGUAAAAUUUAUAGUAGAUGGUGACACACCACUCAUUGAGAAUGGCACGACUGUGUCUGUCCUAGCAGAAUUGCUCUCUACUAAGACAGACAUGGUGGAGAAAGCCCUUCUUUACCGGACGGUGGCCACAGGCCGUGACAUCAUCGACAAACAGCACACGGAACAGGAAGCUAGCUACGGCAGAGACGCCUUUGCCAAGGCAAUAUACGAACGCCUUUUUUGUUGGAUUGUAACUCGCAUCAAUGACAUCAUCGAGGUCAAGAACUAUGACACCACGAUCCAUGGGAAAAACACUGUUAUUGGUGUACUGGAUAUCUAUGGCUUUGAAAUCUUUGACAACAACAGCUUCGAACAGUUCUGCAUUAACUACUGCAAUGAGAAGCUGCAGCAGCUGUUUAUUCAGCUGGUUCUGAAGCAGGAGCAAGAAGAGUACCAGCGGGAAGGCAUCCCUUGGAAACACAUUGAUUACUUCAACAACCAGAUCAUUGUGGACCUUGUGGAGCAGCAGCACAAAGGCAUCAUUGCAAUCCUGGAUGACGCCUGUAUGAAUGUUGGCAAAGUCACCGACGGAAUGUUCCUUGAGGCUCUCAACAGUAAAUUGGGCAAACAUGGUCAUUUCUCCAGCCGAAAGACCUGUGCCUCAGACAAAAGCCUGGAGUUUGACCGGGACUUCCGAAUCCGGCACUACGCAGGUGAUGUGGUUUAUUCUGCCAUUGGUUUUAUUGACAAAAAUAAAGAUACUUUAUUUCAAGAUUUCAAACGUCUCCUGUAUAACAGUUCAAAUCCUGUGCUGAAGAAUAUGUGGCCCGAAGGCAAGCUGAGCAUUACAGAGGUGACCAAGCGACCUCUGACCGCUGCUACCUUGUUUAAGAAUUCUAUGAUUGCUUUAGUAGACAACCUUGCUUCGAAGGAGCCAUACUAUGUGCGUUGCAUCAAACCCAAUGACAAGAAGUCCCCACAGAUAUUUGAUGAUGAGCGCUGCCGUCAUCAGGUGGAAUACCUUGGAUUGCUGGAGAACGUGAGAGUGCGCCGGGCAGGCUUUGCCUUCCGCCAGGCCUAUGAGAAGUUUCUUCACAGGUACAAAAUGAUUUCUGAAUUCACCUGGCCUAGCCAUGACCUUCCUUCAGACAAAGAGGCCGUCAAGAAGCUCAUAGAACAAUGUGGCUUUCAGGAUGAUGUAGCUUAUGGGAAGACCAAAAUUUUCAUUCGAACACCCCGUACAUUGUUUACCUUGGAAGAACUCCGUGCCAAGAUGCUUGUGAGGAUUGUCCUCUUUCUACAAAAGGUGUGGCGUGGCACCCUGGCCCGAAUGCGGUACAAGAGGACCAAGGCAGCUCUGACAAUAAUCAGGUACUACCGGCGCUAUAAAGUGAAGUCGUACAUCGACGAGGUAUCCAGACGCUUCCAUGGGGUCAAGAACAUGAGAGACUACGGGAAGCAUGUGAAGUGGCCAACCCCACCGAAAGUCCUGCGCCGUUUCGAGGAGGCCCUGCAGUCGAUUUUCAAUAGAUGGAGAGCUUCCCAACUCAUCAAGACGAUACCUGCUUCAGACCUUUCCCAAGUCAGGGCAAAGGUUGCAGCCAUGGAAAUGUUGAAAGGUCAAAGGGCAGACCUUGGGCUCCAGAGGGCCUGGGAAGGCAACUAUCUUGCUUCGAAGCCAGAUACACCCCAGACCUCAGGCACGUUCGUGCCAGUCGCUAAUGAGCUGAAACGCAAGGACAAAUAUAUGAACAUCCUCUUCUCCUGUCAUGUCCGGAAGGUGAAUCGAUUUAGUAAGGUAGAAGACAGAGCAAUUUUUGUCACUGACCGUCACCUGUAUAAAAUGGACCCCACUAAGCAGUACAAAGUGAUGAAGACUAUCCCUCUGUAUAAUCUGACUGGGCUGAGUGUCUCCAAUGGAAAAGACCAGCUUGUAGUGUUCCAUACAAAAGACAACAAAGACCUCAUUGUCUGCCUCUUCAGCAAACAGCCAACCCAUGAGAGUCGAAUUGGAGAACUUGUUGGAGUCCUGGCGAAUCAUUUCAAGAGUGAGAAGCGCCAUCUUCAAGUGAACGUCACCAACCCAGUGCAGUGCAGCCUGCAUGGGAAGAAAUGCACCGUCUCUGUGGAGACGCGGCUUAAUCAGCCGCAGCCCGACUUCACCAAGAACCGUUCUGGCUUCAUCCUCAGUGUGCCAGGGAACUAACUGCUGCACGUCGGAGGCCUGGCCCGGGGAGCAAGAGCUUGAGCCUGGCACAAGGCUGGCCGGGCCCUUAGCCUCUCCAUCCCUACACACGUUCCACCUUGCUCAGCAUCCCAGGAGUCCACUAAUUGCUGUAUGCCCUCUAAUACCACUAGAAAUCAGCAUGCAAGGGCCUCCCUGGGCAGGGCUCCUCUGCCUUCUCCGAGGCCCUGCUCAUGAAGUGUCCUGUCUGACUUUCUGCCCCUGCCCCUGCCCCUGCCUCUGAUCUCUGAACUCUGCAUAGUCCCUGCUCAGGAAACCAAAGACCCUUUGCAACCUCCUGGGCUGACAGCUAGACCACUUCUCACCCUACAAGCAACUGGAUAGUACCUGUAGUUGGCAAAGGGCCAGUGACCACUGCUGACCCAGCAGAGGGAUGGGUGGCCCAGAGCACAGGACAGUUUCUCUAGCCAGAGACAUUCUCUUAGAGGUUUGGAUCUAGUGUCCGUGUGCAGAGGACUAGCCCUGCUGUGACCCCCACACCUGAUGCCUUCCUUCCCCCACAUGAUUGCAGCCCUUGGGACCUAGCUCAGAGCCCCUUAGCACAAGCCUUACCGCUAGCAGCCAGCCAAAGGCAGCAGGUAAACAGGUUUGCCUGUGAAGCCCAUCCCUCAGCCACGUUCAGUCAGAGGCCCCUCCUUCCAGAGCUGACCCUGGAAAAUCUUUUGCCACCAAGGUUGCAGGACCUGGACUUUCUGACCACUUCUCCCAUAGACACCCUGCUGCUACUCAAGGACCAGUUAUCAUAACCCUUCUCUUUGCAGACUGCCAGGUUUGUAACCAGAUGUCCCCUGCUGUAAUCACACUGUCAGUACCUAGUAGGGAGCAAGGAGAGCCCUUCCCCCGACUCCUCCAGCUGAGCCUCCUCCCUGGAGAACUGGGACUCAUGGGGAGCCAAUGCACACAGCUGUGAGAGCUGGGUCAAAGCUGCAGCAAAGAGCGUGGAGUCCUGGCACUGCCGGCCAGGCCAGGGUGCCCACCUAUGCCACAUACCUGCCUGCUGGAGCCUGGCCCCUGAGCCCGCUGACGGGAAAGAGCUGACAGUGUCUGCCAAGCAAAAAGCUUGCCUGUUUCAGAGCCUUCCUGAGACCCCUGCCCCUGUCUCAGCUGCUGAGGAUAAGGCCACCUGUGGGCAGCGCAGGCUGCUGUGAGCACCUACCACGGAAGGGAAAGGCUGUGAGCAGACAUCAGCAGGCCCAGCAGGACUUACAGAGCCAGGAGCACAUUUUCUUCACUUUCCCCAGAUUCUGCCCCCUAAUCCUCAUCUUGCCACUCUAACCCACCAAGUGCCUGUGUGCCACCUCCUGUGCCUUGCCCAGGGCCUGAGGGAGUCACCUGGCUGACUGACCAAGGUGGUUCCAGCCACCUGGUCUCUUACCCCCUUUUGCAGAGCUGUGGGGCCUUUUACACUGCAGGCCGUUUGCAACAGAGAGCCCUGCUGCGCCAUCUGCCCUCGGGAGCCUUUCUCAUCCUCCAGGCUCGGUCAGCUGCCCGUGCAGAGCGGAGGUGCCAAUCGCCAGCGGACACUGACGGACCCAUCUGACUGGAACUUCACCUUCCCUUCCCACCGCCCGCCCCAGCGAGUUGCUCUACACUAGACAAGCUCCAGUGAGUUCAUACACACCAAAGCAGGUCAUGCCAAACAAGUCACAGAUCGGAGGCUGGGCAUGGGGGCUCUUCUCUCACCCUGACGUAGCCUGGGACCCCUGACCCAGGCCAGAACCUCCCACCAAGGAACUGCCCUGCCCACAAGCACUUUAUGAUCAGUGUGCGGCCACUGAAGGACCUGGAAUUUCGGGUGUGAAUGACAACAGUAAGAAGGGACAGGACACAGUGAUUGUGUGCACGGAGUGGGGUCUCUCAAUGAUAUGAAAUGCAGUCUAUGGUUUGGUGCGUAUAUUCCUAUUUUCCAUUAAAUUAACUUUAUUUCUAAAGCAUAUUUUGAUUUAUCAUAAAGAGCAAUAAAGCAUUAAAUCUUA
Arvicola amphibius (Eurasian water vole) is the source of this 5268-nucleotide messenger RNA. RefSeq names its product myosin ID (gene Myo1d). The record is from RefSeq and is a predicted model, not a curated record. NCBI's taxonomy places the organism in Eukaryota, Metazoa, Chordata, Mammalia, Rodentia, Cricetidae. The transcript has 22 exons. Gene Ontology annotation, biological process: vesicle transport along actin filament; actin filament organization. Gene Ontology annotation, cellular component: cytoplasm; vesicle; actin cytoskeleton. Bases 233 to 3253 code for a protein of 1006 amino acids. Gene Ontology annotation, molecular function: ATP binding; actin filament binding; microfilament motor activity.